Merops nubicus (carmine bee-eater) is the source of this 1626-nucleotide messenger RNA. Its product is annotated as RNA-directed DNA polymerase from mobile element jockey-like. NCBI's taxonomy places the organism in Eukaryota, Metazoa, Chordata, Aves, Coraciiformes, Meropidae. The record is from RefSeq and is a predicted model, not a curated record. The transcript is spliced from 2 exons.
AUGGAUGAAAUCCUCCUCGGAUGCGGCCACUGCAAGAGCAGCAGAAGCGAGGAAGAAGGUGGAAGGGCGAUGGAAGGGGUGAUGGAAGGGGUUGUCCCUCCUGAUCCUUCAGCUUUGCUGGAUAUGGUGGCUAUGGGAUGGAACACCCCACUGGUGAAUCUUGGGGUCACUUAUCCUGCCUGCUUCUCCCCGCAGGUGCAGGGUGCUCUCUGCCUCCUACAUGUGGGAUACGAGCUCAAUAGUGGCCUUGGUCUGUACACCAAUCACUGGCAGAGAAAGAGGAGAGUCUACCACCUUUGGAAGAAGGGGCAGGCUACUCAGGAAGAGUAUAGGGAUUUAGUUAGGUCAUGUAGAAAGAACAAUAGGGGUGCAAAAUCUCAACUAAAACUCAGCCUGGCAAGUGCUGGAAGAUAUAACAAAAAGUGGUUUUAUGAAUAUAUUAACAAAAAAAAAAGAAUCAGGGAGCAUUUCCAUCCUUUAUUAGAUGUGAGGGGGAGCAUUGUUACCAAGGACGAGGAAAAACCUGAGGUACUGAAUGCCUUCUUUGCCUCAGUCUUUAAUAGUUGGUCCAGUUACCCUCAUGGCAUUCAGUCUCCUGAGUUAGAAGAAAGGGCUGGGGAUGAGAAGAAUCCCCUCAUAAUCCAGGAAAUAGUGAAUGACCUACUAAGCCAACUGGACAUCCAUAAGUCUAUUGGGCGGGAUGAGAUCCACCUGAGAGUGCUGAGGGGGCUGGCGGAGGAACUUGCCAAGCCUCUCUCCAUCGUUUACCAGCAGUCUUGGUUAAUGGGGGAGGUCCUGGAUGACUGGAGACAUGCCAAUGUGAUACUUGUCUACAAGAAGGGCAGCAAGGAGGAUCCGGGGAACUGCACGCCUGUCAGCCUGACCUUGGUGCCAGGGAAGAUUAUGGAAUGGUUCGUCUUGGGGGUUAUCACAUGGCAAGUGCAGGAUAAUAGGGGAAUAGGGUUCAGCCAACAUGGGCUGAUGAAGGGCAAGUCCUGUUUGACCAGCCUGAUCUCCUCCUAUGAUCAGGUGACCCAUCUAGUAGGUGAGGGAAAAGUGGUGGAUGUUUUCUACGUGGACUUCAGUAAGGCAUUUGACACUGUUUCCCACAGCAUUCUGCUGGAGAAGCAGGUGGCUCAUGGCCUAGACAGGUGGACUCUUGGCUGGGUUAAAAACUGGCUGGAUGGCCGAGCCCGGACAGUUGUGGUGAAUGGAAUUAAAUCCCACUGACAUCCAGUCACGAGCAGUGUCCCUCAGGGCUCAGUUUUGGGCCCUUUCUUGCUUAGUAUCUUUAUCAAUGACCUGGGUGAGGGGAUCAAAUGCACCCUCAGUAAAUUUGCAGAUGACAUGAAAUUAAGUGGGAGUGUGGAUGCGCUGGAGGGUCGGAAGGCUCUGCAGAGGGAUCUGGACAGGCUGGAGCAAUGGACUGAGGUCAGUUGUGUGAGGUUUAACAAGGCCAAGUGCCGGGUCCUGCACAACAACCCCAGGCAACGCUCCAGGCUUGGGGAGGAGUGGCUGGAAAGCUGCCAGGUGGAAAAGGACCUGGGGGUGUUGGUUGUAAGCUGACUGAACAUGAGCCAGCAGUGUGCCCGGGUGGCCAAGAGGGCCAAUGGCAUCCUGGCCUGA